This is a messenger RNA of Zea mays, 943 nucleotides long. Its product is annotated as protein FAR-RED IMPAIRED RESPONSE 1-like. The record is from RefSeq and is a predicted model, not a curated record. The coding region runs from base 389 to 943 and encodes 184 amino acids. The transcript has 3 exons. Lineage: Eukaryota; Viridiplantae; Streptophyta; Magnoliopsida; Poales; Poaceae.
GUUACAAUUGAUCCGAGAUUAGUACCUAAAGUUGGUAUGACAUUCAGUGGGGUGGAUGAAGCAUAUAAAUUUUAUAGUAGGUAUGCAUAUGAAGUUGGAUUUCCAUUGAAAAAGUAUAGGGAACGGAAAAAUUGUAAGUGGUUGAAUUGCUCGAUGGAAGGCAAAAGAUCAGUAAGGGGAAUAUCAAACCCAAAGGUACGUAGUACCAGUUCGAAACGGACACAAUGCAAGGCCGGUAUGAAACUUAAAAAAAAUUUAUGAUGAUGCAAAAGAGACAGUUAUAUCAGUGCGUAUUGAUCUGUUGCACUUGGAUCAUAAUCAUGAAUUUUUUAAAAAGGAUACCGAAAAGAAUCAAUUACAAUGCAACAAGACGCAUGAUCCUGAAUACAUGGAGUUCAUAAGUUCAAUGCAAGAGAGUCGAAUCCCGCAACAUUGUAUUAUGGAUUAUGUAUCAGAAAUGCACGGUGGUCCUGAGAGUGUGCCUGUAACAGCACAGGACAUGUAUAACCUGAAAAAGGCAAAGCAACGAGAAAGAAAUGCAAAUGAUGUGGCAAAGCUACUAUCCUUUUUUGCAUCCUGCAAAAAGGAUAAUCCACAAUUUUUCUCUGACUUCCAAUUGGAUAAAGAAGGCAAGAUUUUGAGCAUAUUUUGGUCACAUGCAAGCCAGCAAGGGGAUUACAUGGAUUUUGGUGAUGCGGUUACAUUUGACACAACACAUAAGACUAAUCUGUAUGAAAAACCACUAGGUAUGUUUGUUGGUUCAAAUCACCACCUCCAUUGCACUAUAUUUGCUUUCGCAUUGUUGGGGGAUGAAACUGUUGAUACAUUUGAAUGGGUAUUCAACGCCUUCAAAACAUGCAUGGGAACCGAAGGGCCACGAGUGAUGCUGACAGGUACGACUGAUAAUAAUGAAUUAAAUAUCAAGAUCCUGCAAUGCCAGUAG